Messenger RNA from Calidris pugnax (ruff), 3066 nucleotides. RefSeq names its product platelet-derived growth factor beta polypeptide (gene PDGFB). The transcript has 7 exons. The coding region runs from base 1 to 828 and encodes 275 amino acids. Gene Ontology annotation, cellular component: membrane. The record is from RefSeq and is a predicted model, not a curated record. Gene Ontology annotation, biological process: positive regulation of protein autophosphorylation; positive regulation of ERK1 and ERK2 cascade; platelet-derived growth factor receptor signaling pathway. Lineage: Eukaryota; Metazoa; Chordata; Aves; Charadriiformes; Scolopacidae. Gene Ontology annotation, molecular function: platelet-derived growth factor receptor binding; growth factor activity.
AUGCCUGAGCCCGGGCGGCCGCGGGGCUGCUCUCUGCGGGAAGCGCUCUCCCUCCCCGGGGGCUCGCCGUCCAUGUGCCCGCAACCGGCGGGGCCUGAAGUCGGGAUGAAUUUCGGCGUGGUCUUCGCCUUCGUCCUCUCCCUGCCCCUGGCCCGCCUGGAGGGGGACCCCAUACCCGAAGACAUUUAUGAGAUUUUGGGUGGCAGCUCAGUGCGCUCCAUCAGCGACCUCCAGCGUGCCCUGCGGAUAGACUCCGUAGAGGAGGAUAGCUUGAGCCUGGACCUGAACGCAUCUCAACCUGGUCAAAACCCUGUGGCCCUGUCACGAGAGCGACGAAGCCUAGAUGCUCUGGCAGCAGCAGAGCCAGCUGUCCUCGCCGAGUGCAAGACGCGGGCGGUGGUCUUUGAAAUCUCCCGCAACAUGGUGGACAGCACCAACGCCAACUUUGUGGUGUGGCCGCCCUGCGUGGAGGUGCAGCGCUGCUCCGGCUGUUGCAACAACCGCAACGUGCAGUGUCGGCCCACCCAGAUUCGUGUCCGGCACGUCCAGGUGAACAAGAUCGAAUUUGUCCAGAGGAAGCCAAAAUUCAAAAAAGUCGUUGUGCCUUUGGAGGACCACGUGCAGUGCCGGUGUGAAGCAGUGUCCCGUCAGCCCCCCAGGAGCAGCCGGCCGGGGCCGCGCGAACAGAAACGCUUGUCGCCGUCGUUCACCACAGCCGCUGUCUCACAGAGGCAGCGAGUACGCCGACCGCCGGUGCAGAAGAGGAAACAUAAGAAGUACAAGCAUGUCAACGAUAAGAAAGUGCUGAAAGAAAUCCUCAUAGCAUAGAAGUGCUGGCAGGGGAGAGAGAGCACAAGGUUUAUUUAAUAGAUUUGCUGUAUUGCCCCCAUGGGGUCCUUGGAGUGAUAACUUUUCCUCUUUGUCCGUCUGCCUCGACGUCUGAUUCAGACGGCAAUUGGUGCUUCCCUUUCCAUCAGUGGACCUUCUCCCACCAAAGCCUCUCCCUUCUUUCAUUUAUUAGCAGAAUUUUAAAGUUUUACACACAAGAAAAAAAAGGACAAACAUGACCUAUAUAUAUAUAUAUAUAUGAGAAAAGAACAAAGUUCAAAUAAAACCACGAGCCUCGACAGCCACAAUAUGCAACGAGGACAGGACAAUGCCUUCCCUGCUCCAGAGGACAGGAUGGAAAAUGUGAAAAGGAAAGUGGGUCCAAUUUCUUCCAAGAGGAGGAGAAAAACAAACGGACAGAGGGUGGAAGGGGAAUAUUCUCUCUUUGCCUCGUGUUUCUGGUAAGGCUGGGGGGCCUGGCUGAGAUCAACACUUGCACUGGACCUACGUUUUGAAAACAGGCAUAUCUCAGACUGCUAGCAGCAACUGAUGAUGGAAAAUGCACUAAGGACUUUUAUCUCCCUACCUGGACAGAUAUAUAUUUUUAACAUGCGUGUGUAUAUUUUAUUUUAAAAAAGAAAAACCAAAACCACUAAGACAUACAACAUCUCGGGGAACAGAACAAAAACAAACAAACAAACAAACAAACAAACAAAAAAAGCCAACAAAGAAGCCAAAUGUUUUCCCCCCCUCCCUUUCCCCUCCUGCUCCUGGUGCUGACUGGAAGGUGUUUGGAUUGUGGGGAAGGAGCAGACGGCGGCAGAAUCGUCUCCACCCCCCCGGCCCCUGCCAAGGGGAGCCAUCUUUGCACAUGCUGGUGGAGAAUUCAACUUUCCAGGCUUGGACUCAAAAUUAUUUUUUAAAUUUGCUCUGUAUGUGUGCGCGUGUAUAUGUGUGUGUAUAUAUAUAUAUAUAUACGUGUGCGUGCGUGCGUGUGUGUGUAUGUGUAUUUAUACAUACAUAUAUAAAUAUAUGUGUAUAUAUAUAUAUAUGUUCUUAAAUGGAUCUCAUUCUCCGGUGGCAGUAAGCUCAGAGGCACGUGCAUCCAUCGGCUUCGUUGGGCUGGCAGAAAAGCACACUGUUACUGCAACGUGCCUGCGAGGUCCGGGACGGGCAGAGACAUCAUCUGAUCUCUCUCUGUCUUGUUGCCCUUUUCUCUUCUCGCUCUCCACCAACCCCCCCCCCAGCACAACUUCCUUGCAGGAGGCCAAGCGGCACCACAACAAGACCAACAACAGCCAAACUUAGAAGCAUGACUUAAUCUCAGUGAGCUGUCCUUGCCUGCUCUGUGGUCCUCAAAGCAGAAUCAUGUCAUUCCCCCGAGGUUUUUAACCCUUUCAGCAGGUGUCCUGCACAUCAUAUCUUCACCAUUCUCUCCCGGCCAAUGACCCCGCAUCUCCCAUCGUUUUCCUCACAUUUUCCCUCCCCAAUUCCUUAUGGAUUUUUGCCCGUUAGGUGUUUCCAGCCUACCUAGCUUGGAAGUUGGUCCAAGCUGUGGGCAGCUCAGUGUAGGUAUAGGGAAGGAAAUGAGGAUGGUCUUUGCAGUUGGCAGCAGCUGUAUGAGACAGAAAUGAGCUCUUCUAAGUGAGGAGGACUUGGAGAAGAACUGGAUGGUCAGUUGUAGAGCUCCUCCUGGGCCACUGCCUGCUCCAGAGGAGAGAAGAGGACUCUGUGUGCGGGGGCUAUUUCUGCACACCUAGUACUUAGUCACCAUUAGCAGAAAUGCUACAUACGAUGGGAAUUUCCAGUGUCACCUCAGAGACCCGGUCUCGGAUCAUACCGUGCUGGGCACUACAGAGUUACACAUGAAGAAAAUGCCUGACCAGAGCUGGCGUGGCAGCUCUUCCCCUCCUGCCUCCAGCCGCUUCCCCCCUCGCACGCACACGCACCCCUGUUUUGGGGCAAAGCUCCGGAGGGAGCUGGGGGAAGGAGGCGAAGCUGCAACCCGGGAGCUGUCACAAGUUGUGGAGGGACCCAGCCCUUGCCUCCUGCAAGCCCAGAGCACUUCUCGUACCACUGCCAAGGCACCACAUUGCUCCCUCCCUCCCUCCAUCCCCAAGCCCUCAAGUCUUAAGACACUUUGUUUUCCUGUUCCAAAAUCUGUUUCCUUUGGUUUGUAAAGAUGGUGAGAUUUUAUUUUAAUUUUUUUUGCCUUUUUUUUUUUAAUGUAAGAUUAAU